Molecule: messenger RNA, 1446 nt
Organism: Fonsecaea multimorphosa CBS 102226
Lineage: Eukaryota; Fungi; Ascomycota; Eurotiomycetes; Chaetothyriales; Herpotrichiellaceae
Exons: 1
Coding region: 1-1446 (481 amino acids)
Source: RefSeq, a predicted model, not a curated record
AUGAGGAAACUAGCAGGCUCAUUAGGACAAACCUUUCUCCUGCUGACCCUCUUUGUUCUCCUCAUAAUCCAGGAAGUACACAAGCAGCCUGUGAUCGACAAGCUGCAUGACAGCCUACGUCUGGCCACCAAUGGACUCAAUCGAACACGUCCUACGAUGAACAUCUCGAGUGAACCAGUUCAACCAUCGUCCUCCACCUUUAGCUCCAAGCUGCCAUUUCUCACCUCGACUUUGAUGCAAGCCGGAGCCCAGCGAUUUGAGGAAGCCAAUCGCUUGACUCCGAGGCCCCUCCGUGCUGACACCGCAACGCAGGUGCUCCAGAUCGACUGCAAAGACAGAGUAGCGAACCGUGAUGCAUUCAACACGGCUAGAGACUACGUCCACUCAAUCAUGAACUGUAGUGACGGGGAUGUGUCACAGCUGGAAUGCUCUCCGUUGAACGCCAGCAGAUACCUCGGGCUUCACGAUCCCACCUUGUCCGCCCAGAACCCGAGAUUUUUCUUUGCCAUGAACCUUCAUCAGUCGGUACACAUUAUUGCACAGCUGCUUGGAGCCAUUUUUGAGGUCGUUCGGUUUCUCGGUCCCGAAGCCUGCGUCAUCUCUGUGGUCGAGGGCCGAUCAACAGACGGGACGUUCGAGAUCUUGAAGAGCUUGGCAAAAGAGAUGGAACAUCUUGGAGUGUCCUACUUCCUGUCUUGUAAUGAGCUGGAGCCCGGCGGAGAAGGGAUGGAACGUAUCUCCACUCUUGCUGAACUGCGGAACAGAGCUCUCUGGCCUUUGACCCAACAUGCACAAUCGUAUGAUCCAUCAACCACGAUUAUCUUCCUGAACGACAUUGCACCAUGUGCGGAGGACAUCUUGGAACUGAUCUAUCAGCGAACGCUGCUGAAAGCAGACAUGACUUGCGGGAUGGAUUGGUACAAUCUGGACGACGAAGGCGGCACCUUCUACGACUCAUGGAUCGGAAGACAGAUGAACGGGGAGCUCUUCUUCGAGGUACCUCAGAGCACGUCAUGGGAUUUCUCCAAGAAUCUCUUCUGGAACCAUGAGACAAGCAAGUCACGAUACUCGCUGGGGCAGCCCGUACAAGUAUUCUCUUGUUGGAACGGCGCCGUGGCUCUCACUGCCAAACCUUUCUUGGAGGGUAAGAUCCGGUUCAGGACUGAAGUGGAGGACGAGUGCCACCUUGGAGAACCGGUCCACCUGGCCAAGGAUCUGUGGAAGCUCGGCCUUGGAAAGAUCGCUGUCAUCCCCAGUGUCAACGUUGGGUAUUCGGUGGACGACACGAGAAAAGCCAAAGAAGCGCAUGGUUGGGUGGCAUCUGUGGCAUCUAAAGCACCUGAUGAGUUGGGCAAGAUUGACUGGCAACGAAAGCCACCAGGUCAGAUCAAAUGCUUGAGUGCCUGGAAUCGUCCCUCGUGGGAGCCUUUCGAGCUGGACGAAUGA